AUUGGCGGUUGCAGGUUACUGACUACUCGUAUACUCGACGUGUGUUGAUGUUAUUAGUAUUUACUUAUUUAUAUUAGUACCUACUUAGUAAUUAUUGUGUCCUUCGUAAAACCGUUGUUUCUAGAGUUCAAAAGUUGAUGAUUUUUGAAAGAUUAACAACCUUUUCAAGACCACGAUUUGUUAAGUUAAUCAUACGCACAAUGUCAUCUUCAGCAUUAGAAAAAAUUCCAGACGUAGAUAUUGAUGACAAAGGCCGUUAUAAAUACAUUUUGAUCAAGGUUACAGAUCAAAAUGACUCAUCCAACCAAUCGAAAUAUGUUGUACGGGGUGGUCAAAGAUUUGACUUUCAUGGUCAUAAAACUUGAUAAGUCUCAACAACC
This is a messenger RNA of Myzus persicae (green peach aphid), 380 nucleotides long. Its product is annotated as sex-regulated protein janus-A-like. Gene Ontology annotation, molecular function: protein histidine phosphatase activity. The record is from RefSeq and is a predicted model, not a curated record. The coding region runs from base 138 to 365 and encodes 75 amino acids. Gene Ontology annotation, cellular component: cytosol. Gene Ontology annotation, biological process: peptidyl-histidine dephosphorylation. The transcript has 3 exons. NCBI's taxonomy places the organism in Eukaryota, Metazoa, Arthropoda, Insecta, Hemiptera, Aphididae.